AUGAAGUUAAAAGUGAGAGAGGAGGAAAAAAAGAGAAUGGAUACUGGAACCUCUUCGGGAAUACCAGUAAUAGAUUGCUUAACGGACCCGAAUUCCAAGUGUCUUACUUGUUUAUCAACCCGCAAACCAAGAGGCGCUGUCAAUAUCAGAAAAAACACCAGUUUACUUAUCCGAGUGGAGCAUGACGAUGGUCGACUGAGAAAUAUUGUAAUUGAUUGCGGGAAGAGUUUUUAUGAAUCGGCAUUAAAGUGGUGGCCUCAUUAUAAAUUGAGAAGAAUAGAUGCAUUGAUAUUGACUCAUCCGCAUGCAGAUGCAAUCAACGGUCUUGAUGAUUUACGAGCAUGGACGCUAAAUCAAAAGAUCCAAGAACAUAUCCCUGUUUAUCUGACUAGUAAUACUAUGGAAGCUAUUAAGAUGACGUUUCCGUAUAUUGUUGAUAAUAGGCAGGCCACAGGUAGUGUGAAUGGGGGUGGGGAUACACCUGCGUUCACUUAUAGUAUAAUUGAUGUAUCGACUCCAUUCACCAUAGAAGGCUUAGAGUUUGUUCCAUUAGAAGCACAUCAUGGGGUGUACCUCACCACAAAUGAGCCGUAUAUAUAUGUCGGUUUUAGAUUUGACAAUAUAUCUUAUGUCUCUGAUUGUAAUUUCAUUCCCAAAGAAACAUUGGGGAAAAUGGAAGGAAGUGAAAUCGUCAUAUUAGAUGCACUUGAUCGUAACAAACACUCCUCUCAUUUCUCAAUAGAUCAAGCGAUAGAUACAAGCCGAAAUCUCAAACCUAAACCAAAGAGGACUUAUCUAGUUGGUUUCGCACACAAAAUAGAACAUUAUGCCCUUACUAGAGAAAUGGAAGAGCUCCAGCAGAAUGAACCUGACUUAUGGGUACGACCAGCCUAUGAUGGUUUGCGCGUUGGAAUGGAAGAAUUACUUCCAAAACAAUCCUAUUUUGGGCGAGUUUUACAAUUAAUAUUUGGUGCGUAA
Paraglomus brasilianum is the source of this 978-nucleotide messenger RNA. NCBI's taxonomy places the organism in Eukaryota, Fungi, Glomeromycota, Glomeromycetes, Paraglomerales, Paraglomeraceae. The record is from the annotation of a GenBank genome assembly.